AUGGCCUGGCUUUCUGCACUCUCCCUUCUGGCAUUGGGCUCCGUGGCCUCUGCCAGCCAGGAUGCAUUCCAGAAAAAAUGUGCUCAGUUCGCUGAUAAGAUCAACAUACCCAAUGUCCACGUUAAUUUCGCCGAAUAUAUUCAGGGAGGAACCAAUCUUUCCUUGGCCGACAAUCCAUCCACCUGUGAUGCAUCGUACCAAGCAGUCGGUGUCGACCUUUGCAGAGUUGCAAUGGCCGUGAACACGUCCAGCAGCAGUCAAAUCACUCUCGAAGCUUGGUUCCCCCGCGAAUACAAGGGUCGCUUCCUCAGCACUGGAAAUGGAGGUCUUUCAGGCUGCAUCCAAUACUAUGAUCUCGCCUAUACUGCCCAGAUGGGUUUCGCCACGGUCGGAGCAAACAACGGACACAACGGCACCUCUGGAGAGCCCUUCUAUCACCACCCAGAAGUUAUUGAAGACUUUGCCUACCGAUCUGUUCACACUGGAGUUGUGGUCGGCAAGAAACUGACCAAACUCUUCUAUGAUGAAGGUUUCGACAAGAGUUAUUAUAUGGGUUGCUCGACGGGUGGCAGACAGGGAUGGAAGUCGGUCCAGAAGUACCCUAAUGACUUUGACGGUGUCGUUGCAGGCUCACCGGCUAUCAACUUUGUCAACUUGAUUUCCUGGAGCGCGCACUUCUACCCCAUCACAGGGGAUUCAACCUCCGAUACAUUCCUUACUGCUGCUGAAUGGGGGAUCGUCCAUGACGAGAUUAUCCGCCAAUGUGACACGAUUGAUGGAGCGAAAGACGACAUCAUCGAAGACCCAGAUCUCUGCCUGCCAAUCCUCGAGACUCUGAUUUGUCCCAAAAAUGCGACAAACACCACCAGCUGCCUUACAAGCACCCAGGUCAACACCGCAAACCAAGUACUUUCGCCUUUGUAUGGAGAAAACGGCGAGCUGCUCUACCGACGAAUGCAACCCGGGUCUGAGGAGUUAGCCGCAGAAAUCAUGUACAACGGUGAACCCUUUUCGUACAGUCUGGACUGGUUCAGAUACGUCGUUUAUAACAACCCAUCUUGGAGUGGCAAUUUCACCGUAAAAGAUGCCGCAGCUGCGUUAGCUCAAAACCCAUACAACAUUCAGACCUGGGAUGGUGAUCUUUCUCCGUUCCAAAAGAGCGGUGGCAAGGUCCUUCAUUACCAUGGUAUGAUGGAUGCGAUCAUCAGCUCCGAAGACUCGAAAUGGUACUAUUCCCAUGUUUCUGAGGCCAUGGGCCUCCCACCCUCCGAGUUGGACGAAUUUUACCGCUUUUUCACUAUCAGUGGCAUGGGCCAUUGUGGUACUGGAAAUGGCGCGUAUGGUAUUGGUCAGGGUACCAGCACUUAUGCUAGCAGUGACCCUGAGAGCAAUGUGCUUAUGGCCAUGGUCAAGUGGGUUGAGGAAGGUGUUGCGCCCGAGACGGUUCGUGGAGCCAAGUUCGAGGAUGGAGCUGGUACCCCUGUAGAAUACUGGCGCAAGCACUGUCGCUGGCCUCGUCGCAAUGUGUUCAAGGGACCUGGAAACUACACCGAUGAGAACUCUUGGGAGUGUAUUUAG
Molecule: messenger RNA, 1578 nt
Organism: Penicillium verhagenii
Lineage: Eukaryota; Fungi; Ascomycota; Eurotiomycetes; Eurotiales; Aspergillaceae
Gene: faeB-2
Product: putative feruloyl esterase
Exons: 2
Coding region: 1-1578 (525 amino acids)
Source: RefSeq, a predicted model, not a curated record